Molecule: messenger RNA, 1844 nt
Organism: Paramacrobiotus metropolitanus
Lineage: Eukaryota; Metazoa; Tardigrada; Eutardigrada; Parachela; Macrobiotidae
Exons: 9
Coding region: 343-1530 (395 amino acids)
Cellular component (GO): mitochondrion
Molecular function (GO): oxidoreductase activity; molybdenum ion binding
Source: RefSeq, a predicted model, not a curated record
AUUGCCGGUUCAGCUGUUUGUGUGUACUUACUUGCUUGCAGAAGUUGCAGUGACUACACUCUGCGAGUCCGCAGUCAUCGGCAAAAUGUGCAAGUUUCGAAGUAAAUGCGUCCAUGCAGAGCCAGAUGGCAUGAUUGUUUGCCUCGGAGGUUUGUCAAUUGCAAGAGGCAGUCAGUCAACGUUUUGCGGAGUUUUGUUCAAAGAUUUUUAAAAAUUUGUGAUAUAUGUUAGUUAUCGUAUGGUCUUUCCACCGUUUUCCGAUUGACAGUAUAAGGUUGUGACGCUACGUGUGCAGCCAGUGUGCUCCAAAUCUUUUUUUAGAGAUUGAAAGCACUAAUCAGCAUGGAUGUGCUUCAUGGUUUGGUUAAUGGAAUGAAAGUGUCCGAUGAGAAGGUGCACUGUGAUUAUGCAGGCGAUCCAACUCGUUCAUCCGAGCUGAUCAUCAACAGCAAGAAACCGUUCAACGCCGAAACUCCCGGUGGGAUCCUUGUCAAGCAUUUUGUAACACCGGUCGAUCUUUUCUACGUUCGUAAUCAUGGUCCGGUUCCGGAAAUUGAUCCCAAAACAUACGAGUUUUCUGUAUCUGGCUUGGUUGGUCAGCCGUUUAAGAUGUCCCUAGCGGAACUGCAGGAUAGUGCGAAUCAUGUCACCAUCAGUGCCACAUUAAUGUGCGCUGGAAAUCGACGAAAUGAGCUCAAGGAUAUCAAGCCUGUGAAGGGUGUUGGGUGGGAAAUCGGUGCAAUAGGUAAUGCUGAAUGGACGGGCGUACCAUUGCGAGACGUUCUGGAAAAGGCUAAAAUUGAUCUCAACAACCCAAGACUGCAUGUUGAAUUUGUCGGCGAGGAAGAUUGUGAAGAAAUUACGAAGUACGGAUCGUCCAUUCCACUUUCAAAAGCCAUGGAUCCCAAGGGUGAUGUGAUUUUGGCAUGGGCAAUGAAUGGAAAACCUUUGUCACGCGACCACGGUCAUCCCUUGCGAGCCGUUGUUCCAGGUUUUAUUGGAGCGCGAAGUGUUAAAUGGAUAAAGGAGAUCAACAUCAUAGACGGGGAAUCGCAAAAUCGUUUCCAGCAAAAAGAUUACAAAUUAUUUCUGCCUAGCGUUGACUGGGACAAAGUGGACGAGCUAUGGGAUAAAUCUGUUCCAAUUUCUUGGCUGGCAGUGCAGUCUGCUAUCUGUCAACCACAAAAUAACGAGGUUAUCCCUAAAGACCAACCAUACAGCAUAAAAGGUUAUGCUUUAUCUAACGGAUCUCGAAUUGUUCGUGUCGAUGUGUCGCUGAACAGCGGCAAAGAUUGGCAAGUAGCAGAUAUUGUGCAUCAGGAUAAACAGGAACAGAAAGGAUGGGAAAAUCGCUAUUGGAGCUGGAGCUUGUGGACGCUUAAUGUGGAUAAGUUUCCUUCACCUUGCACAGUUGUGUGCCGUGCCUGGGACAUAUGCUCCAAUACGCAACCGGAAAAUGCAGCCAGUAUAUGGAAUCUGCGCGGUGUUAUGAAUAACGCUUGGCACCGUGUAAACGUCAAAGGUGCAUAGUGCGGUUUCUGUGCCUUGAUCGAUUUCUUCAGGCGAUUGUAUCUUAUAUUGAUUUCUGACAUCUUCGUGCUAUCAGUGCAGUAGAUUUUCUUUGACUGUUCACCUAUUUUUGUUCGAUAAUUUAUCAAAUUUUACUGGCUGCCAUAUUUUGUUAAUUCCCGGUGAGGACUGCAGCAGUAUAAUCCUGCUUAACCUGUUGCAUGAUUGCAGCACAAACUGUCAUUGGUGAUUGCUGAGUGAUUUUAAUUUCCGAAAUGUGUGGUGUAAUGUUUUAAUUUCUGUUUUUAUUCUCCAGUUCAUCAACUGUGUUAUUA